AGAACGCUAAUACGCAUGGUUCGUCGUAACAUUGUGUCUUAUCAAAAUGACUAAAAUGCAGUUAUACAUCGCACUGGCAAUCAUCAUUUUAGGAAAUAAUCCUAGCAAAGGAACAACAACAACAACACAAAGACCACCAACAACAUCAACAACAACACCAAUUACAACAACCCUAACUGCCACAAAACCACCGCCGCCAUCAACAAUGACGUCACAACUACUUACAACAGGGAGGGGAGGAGCUACUUCUACCCAUCAUUCAGUUAAAAACGAAACGGAGGAUUCUGGAUUGCAUUCCAAUCAAAGUGGCAGGUGGCAAUUUGCACAAGAAACAUUCUAUGGAUCAGUAAUGGGAUCUGGGGCGGCUGGUCUAUUGGUGGGCGUGGCAGUUACAACUCUUGUUUGCCUGUGUCAGCGAAGACGUGGAAAAAAAUAUGACAUGAAAAGAACUGCCAAUACGAACGAAUACGGGCAAACCCUUACCAGAGAUAUUCAACACUCCAAGCCCAGAAAUAAGCGGGAAAGUGACCUUUACAGUGAAAUAACUGAUUCUCAGAAAGUUAAGAUUUCUCACGCCCGCCCAAUAAAACAAAACCAACGUCAACGGGAGGAUGAUGUCAUCUAUAAUCAUCUGUUUGAAAGAGGUGUGGCAGCUGAGCAAGAAGAAUACUAUGACCACGCACUUCCUGUUCAUAAUGGCCUCAACAUCGAUCCUGAAUAUUAUGGAACAGUGGUAAUUGAGAGAGACAAUUGUGUGGAGGAUCCUGCAACCCAUGGCCAAAGUCAAACAUUUCACAUAGUUGAUAACAGAAUUGAAGAAACAAAUAUGUUAGAAAACAAUGCUUACUUUAUUCUAGAGAACGAGGGCCAAUGGGGACCCUAUUGAUUUAAGGAACAUGUAUCCCUCUCCUAUCUGAUUUCAUUACAUUCGGAUUGAAUAUUAAUAAAAUUCAUCUAAUUAAAAUAAUAAAAUGUGAAUAA
This is a messenger RNA of Ostrea edulis (European flat oyster), 981 nucleotides long. RefSeq lists its product as uncharacterized. Bases 47 to 886 code for a protein of 279 amino acids. The record is from RefSeq and is a predicted model, not a curated record. NCBI's taxonomy places the organism in Eukaryota, Metazoa, Mollusca, Bivalvia, Ostreida, Ostreidae. The transcript is spliced from 6 exons.